Molecule: messenger RNA, 677 nt
Organism: Carcharodon carcharias (great white shark)
Lineage: Eukaryota; Metazoa; Chordata; Chondrichthyes; Lamniformes; Lamnidae
Gene: g0s2
Product: G0/G1 switch 2
Exons: 2
Coding region: 128-412 (94 amino acids)
Source: RefSeq, a predicted model, not a curated record
GCACAGUCUCCCACACCACACUGUGCGAUAGUGCUGGGUGGAAGCAGAUGAGCUGAAUCAAAACCGAGCAGUCCGCGGAACACUGUAACUCUCUGUUGUAAAGAAAGUAACCGAGAAAGGUACCGAGAUGGAAACCAUGAACGAGUUGAUCCCUUUCGCCAAGGAAAUGCUGAGCCAAAAGCCCAACAAGAAGAUGGUGAAGAUUUAUGUGGUGGGCUCGGUGCUGGCUUUCUUUGGGGUGGUCAUUGGACUGGUGGAGACGGUUUGCUCCCCCUUCGUAUCCAGUGGGAUCGAGGAGCAGCCGAAGCUGGAAGGCAAGCUUCCCAGAGAACCGUGCAAAGAGCAGAAAAAGCUCCAAGAAGCGAAGAAGCAGAUAGCGAGGAGCGGAUCGUACAGAAAACAUGCUUCCUGAAGCCGGGGGCGGGGGGAGGCGGGGUGGUGCUGGUGAAUGGGGGACUGGGCUGCGGUGCAGCCAUCUGUGACUGAGAUUAAUGAUUUACUGGAAACUCAAAAAGGGGAAUUUCAGUAAUGAGCUCGUGGAUUCAGCAAUUUGCUGUUGUGCAGCAGUUUUAUAUGUUUAUACCAUUUCUGGUAUCCUGUGAAUACUUUUUUUAUACUGUUGUAUUUCAUAUAUGCACUACUCCAUUUAAUAAAUUGUAUUUUCAAUUAAAUAUCAA